AUUCGGGUCUAUUUUUAAGUUGUAGAAAAGGAAAAAAUCAAGAAGAUAAUCACAACGGAAACCCCCUCGAACCACGUAAAUGCGCUGAUAUCUUUUUAUUUUUACGUGUUACCCAAUCUCGAUCGUUUAAUAACGCACAGACGGACGGACGGGAGAGAAACGUCAUCAUCACCACCUCAUGAUAAACCGGUUACGGUUAAGGUGGAUAAGUGACGUUUGCGGAAAUGACAAAUUUCCACUUCCUCGACACGUGAAAACUACCCCGUCGAAGGGAUGCUCUGUCACAAACACAAGGGAUGUAGUUUGCCGGGAGUAUAGAGGUUCCUACUAGGGAAAAAAUCGAAAAAAAAAAAAUAAAAAUCCUUAUCCUGUGGAGGAGGAAACGUUCACCUGACCUUAAGAGGCAAUGUAGCGGGACUGGAGGAGGAGUGGACCAUACAUCUACACAUAUAACUGGUUUAGAAACUGGUUCUUUAUUACACGAUGUGUAUUUCUCUCUGAUCAUUUUAUAGUUAGGGGGAGAGUUUGUUAAGUGGACUCUGAAAACUAUCCGCGUGCCGGUAUCAAAGCAUGAAAAGAAACAAACACACCAAACAUUGACCGUACAGAUGGACUGAUUAACUUCAUCAUGUCAGUCAUAUGCCAAACUUUCAUACAGAAUUCUUGGAAGAAGGAUCUGUGUUCCAACUGCUUCAAAACACUGGCCGAUCAUCGUCAAUCACGCGAUAAGAACCGUUACUAUCUUCAUACGGCCACCCCUUACCACGGACACCAAUACGCCGAUCCAACCGAGUGGAAGUACGUUUUUAACACGGAUAAGAGCACCAGGAGCCAAAACUGGUCCAUACCAAAAGUUACAAGCAUACUGAAGGAUGAUAGACAUCAGAAUGGAAGAAGUGUUGCCUUCUUGGAUCAGGAUCCUAUCAUCAUAGGUUACGGCGGUGAUGAUUAUCACACAGAUGACGAUGAGUUAUGGGACGUGCUAUCGGAUGAUGGUGAGUUUAAUUUGGAUAAGUUUGACGAAACUGACGAGGAUAGGGCAAUCAGCAAGAUUACAAAAGAAAACACUCGAUUCAACACCGUGAUUAAGGAAGAGGCAAGGAGUACGAUACGUUACGAGCCAGUUUACAUGGAUAGGAGAGUAACUAGAAUCGACGAUAGCUACAACAAAAAUAGCUACCGCGAUAACAGUUGGAAGUACAACGACAAACAGAAAACUUACAACGACUUCCCCAAACCUUAUCACUUGCCUCGUGUUUCUAUCGGUUAUCAGAGUUCUUCCAGCUCCUGCUCAAAUUCGUCAUAUCAGAGUGUUAAACAGAGUAAAUCUGAAGUGUUACCACUACUCAAAAGCAGCCCUAAACUCGACUUACCAGAUAAGGAGAGUAUUUUAAGGAGUAACAGUCCUGACAGACGUCGUCAAUCGAGUCCAGCGAGUGAGAGAUGCGAUAGUAGAUCCAGUACUUCAACAAAUGAUAAUGCAAGCUUUGUAGCUGCUAAACUUAAGGCGUGUACGGAUAAUGAGGCUAAAGUCGCUGUGAAAACGUUGGAAAGUCCCGUACGCGACUCGAUUGUUUCUUCAAGCUCUGAUAAAGAACUGAGCAGUAAUAAUAACAAAGAUAAAGAGGAGGAUAAUCAAGAUCGGAAUAGUGAUAAAGUUGUGUCAGAUACCGAAAAAUUACCCGUUCAGGAGAAACUGGUUAGUGAAACGAUGCAGGCAGAGAGUGAGAAAGUGGAAAAAAGCGGCGAACUCCCAGAUGAGAAAUGCAAAGUAGAGCCACCCUCCUCCUCCCCCAAAAGCGAAGAACUUCAGCCUGAAAUAAGAACUAAGGACGAGGAAUGUAAUGAGAAAAGUGUUAAGAAGGAUUCGGUUCAUUACGCUGUAAGCAAUGCGCUGAAAGAAUCGCCUACAGAGAAUUUUUACGCAGUGAGUCCUAUCCUUGAUGAAUCACAAAGGAAACCUAACAGGGAAACGAAGCUGGCAGCUCUAGCCAUAGAAUUGGAACAAGCUCGUCACGAACAACAUAAAAAUGCCCACUCGGAAAAUCCGCACGCCGAUGAUUCGUGUACGAAAUUAAAUCGGAAUCAGAAACACGCAGCAGAAACAGAGAAACACGAAGAAUGCCAGAAAAGCAAAAAGAGUAAAUUCUCUCUCAAGAAACUACUUAAACGUAACAAGGACACGGAGAGUGGAGAUUCCAGUGCAAAAUCAUGGAAACACGGGGAUUACGAUAAGUCUACUUUAAGGUUAAAGAUCGUCCAUCCUAUGGAUUUAGUAGAAACGCCAUGCAACAACACGAAUUCUGCAGAUACAGAAGAAACGGUGGCCAAUGACUUAUCUCAUACAGUCAAACAGGAGAACGUAGAAAAAAACACCCCUGCUCACUCGAGCAAACAGCAGGAAAUACCCUCAACCACUCCUCAAACUAGUCAAUCUUCAUCUAUAUCUCAUCCUGCCAACCGUAAUAAAACCAGUGUGAAAUCAGAGAGGCCAUCUAAACCACCGCCUCCUCCAAAAUGCAACCCAGUUCGACCAAAAUCUGCAGAUUUGUUCGAUUUAACAAUACCCCUAAAGAACGGUUUACCAAUGGAAAUUUCUACGAGGAACCAUCAAGAGCAGGUUUACGACGUCCCAAAAAACCUUAAAAACCAACAAAAGAAUGAAGAGAAAAGAGAUAGCGCAAUUUUAGAUGAGGAUAAACAAAAGUUAAUUAGUGAGGUGUUAGAAACGAAGAUUAAUGGAGUUAAUCCCGUAACCCCGGAUACCUCGCAAAACACAUGGAAAAGCCUAAAUACUUCCUUAGAAUCGCCUCAAACGUACAAAGAAUCACCCAAUUUAGAUAAAAUGAUUAACCAUAACGAUCCAAGUAAAAAGGAGAUGAAUAAAACGCCUAAAGCAUGGAUCACAUUAGAACAUAGUUAUGCAGUAGUUACAGCAGCUAAUCAUGAAGUCCUAUCGAAAUUCCUUGAUACCGCAGCUGAAGAACGAUCUCAACAACUGUGGAAACCAGAAAAUUGUUCGUUAAACUGGACAGAUUUCGAACUAGUUUCCAACCAACCGGUUAAGGUAUUACACGAUAUUCUCCUCUUUGAUGCCAUAUUCAGGCAUGGUUUAAGGACGGAACUGACUUUAAUGGUGACUAAGAAAACUCUCCAACCGCUUCCUUGUGGGAAGGGUGAAUCUACUUAUCCCGUUUUGGGUUAUUUUGUUGAUAAUAUACCUCAGGAUAUUGCGUCACGUAGCCCUUUAAUCGAUUCAGUGUCCACUGUACAUAUUUUACAGCGUUCAGAUGUAGAUACUUUAGAAAAUUACUGCUCAUCAACUAACACAGACGUGGAUUUGACCACGGAGAAGACGUUCAUCCUGCUUCAACUAGUUUACUUUUUGAAGGUGUUCCAAGGUCGAAACUUGAAAGGUGUACCUGAAAUGAGGAAUAUCUUCCUAUCCAAAAAGGAUAAAGAGAUGAAUAGGGUUAUUUUCCUUAACAAUUCGGACUUAUCACAUAAUCAGAAUAAAGUGUCAUUGUGCCAAUUUGCUUUAACCGUUGCUAAGAACUUAUUCCAUUUCAAUUCCCUGGAAGAUAUAUCUUCGUGUCCUUAUAUACCAGCAACUCAUAAGAAGAUAUUUACUAACAUUUUUCGCUUGUUGCAGCAAGAAAAAUCCUUUUCUCUCAUGCAAUGCCAAGGAUUUAUCGAAUAUGCUCUAUGGGGACCCCUCAAUGUCGUUCAGAAUUGCAAGAGAAAUCAGCAAGAAAUGGACAUCACUCUUCAGAGAUGGUUAGAUACAGAAAGAGCAAAGUGCCUGAAGAUACUUGUAAGAACGCUAUGCACACCAAAUGUAGUUACUUUUCUAAUUUCCUACGACGAAUUCCACGCGGAAUUCCUUCUGAAAACCAGUGUCAGGAGCCUCAGAGAAGUUGCGCUCAAGUCUUAAAACCUCCCCCCGUGUAAAUAUGUAACACUGUACAAUCGAGAGGUUUAUACGACUAUUCUCCCAUUGAAUGAACAUACUUAAGAGUAUAGAAAUCCUACUAAACGCGAAAUUGUUUAUACAUAUUUGUUAAAUAUUGAAUAAAAUCUUUUAUAAUGCUCUGUUUACAAUCACCUCGCACGAUUAAUUCAAACACACGCCCCUCGUAAUAGGAACUAAAUCGAAAAUAAUCCGCGCAUAACAGGAUAUAUCGGAAUUCAGUACCCAUUCAAACUAGCCAACAGUAAAAUGCAAAUUCGUCGCUCCCACCCCCAAUACCUAUUAUGUUACGGGUUCAUCAAUAUGGCAAACGAGUCCUCCCUCUUCUUCCUGCUCUACUUAAUUAUAUAUACAACAAAUCAUUAAUUAAUGAGGUUUUUUU
Molecule: messenger RNA, 4352 nt
Organism: Centruroides sculpturatus (bark scorpion)
Lineage: Eukaryota; Metazoa; Arthropoda; Arachnida; Scorpiones; Buthidae
Exons: 8
Coding region: 629-3934 (1101 amino acids)
Source: RefSeq, a predicted model, not a curated record